AUGGGUACCAAAAGGAGGCUUCUCUAUCUUCCUGAUGAAGAGGCUGCAUUACUUGGUGAACUAACAGACUCGCCACGUCCACGGCCCUCUCGCCUAUCGCGGUUACCCAUUCCCUUAUCAGACAGUGAAAAGAGGAAUUCACCCACUCACGAUGGUGUCGAGACUUCCACCACAAACACUAUUGAUACUUCUGUUUUUGUCUCAUACAAUGGAUAUACUUUGGCAGAUGGAUCAGGCACUCUUCAUCCACCGUCAACAACACGAGAUGCCGUCGCACUCUAUAGAUCACUUAGAAACUGUUGUACGUACUUGUCCACCUAUAUCCAGCCUCAGUACAUACCUGAAACACAAACAGAUUGUUCGUCAUCCUUAUCUUUGAGCAAUUACAGUAGAUACGGUGAAUACUCUGAUUCUGAAAGUGACUCUGAGCCGCGUCCAAGGUCACGCAAGCGACGCAAGCAAGAACCUGAUUUAUCAAGGAAGAAUGGUUAUUCUCAAAUGACAGUUCUAGAACUUCGAGAACUACUUCGAGAGAGAAACCUUCCUAUUUCUGGAGCCAAGGCGCUUCUUAUUUCUCGUCUUGAAGAAAGUGACGCCACUCUACUUGAGAUGAAUUGCAGCGAUAAGAGCGUCAAAACACCACUAGAACCCACCAAUGGUGACACCUCUGAUGAAGACUCUUAUUUUGAACUGGAAUCUGAAAAGGAAAACAAACCUUCUAAUAUGUGGAAUACGCUUCUUAAUAUAGGGUCGAAACUUUUCCGUAGAUCCACCGGAUCUCAUCCUGAAGAUUCGGAUAGUUUACUUCGCAAACGUCGACGAAGUGCAUAG
This is a messenger RNA of Trypanosoma theileri, 831 nucleotides long. RefSeq lists its product as uncharacterized. The transcript has a single exon. The record is from RefSeq and is a predicted model, not a curated record. The coding region runs from base 1 to 831 and encodes 276 amino acids. Lineage: Eukaryota; Euglenozoa; Kinetoplastea; Trypanosomatida; Trypanosomatidae.